Messenger RNA from Cyclopterus lumpus (lumpfish), 1864 nucleotides. RefSeq names its product zinc finger protein 771-like. Gene Ontology annotation, molecular function: DNA-binding transcription factor activity, RNA polymerase II-specific; RNA polymerase II cis-regulatory region sequence-specific DNA binding. The record is from RefSeq and is a predicted model, not a curated record. Gene Ontology annotation, biological process: regulation of transcription by RNA polymerase II. Gene Ontology annotation, cellular component: nucleus. NCBI's taxonomy places the organism in Eukaryota, Metazoa, Chordata, Actinopteri, Perciformes, Cyclopteridae. Bases 84 to 1034 code for a protein of 316 amino acids. The transcript is spliced from 4 exons.
GCCUCAAGGCGCUCCGUCCAUUUGUGUGAAACGGAGCGGACUACAAAGAUGGCGGCGGGUCACCACUGAAAAGCUCACCGAGCAUGCGCAGCGCCUCUAACCCGGAAGUGCCAGGAGUAAACAACCCACCACGACGUCCGGAGAGCCAACUGGUCCCGUUUUGUCCGCCAGCCCGCCGCACACACGCCGCCCGCAUGUCUAAGAUCGAGAUGCUGCGGCUGCUCAUCACGCAGCGGCUCACCGCCGCCGCGGAGGAGAUCUUCGGGGUGUUCGGGAGGACUCUGGCCGAGUACGAGGACGAGAUCUGCCGCUCCAAGCUGGAGAUCUCUCGCCAGCGCCGGCUGCUGGACCUCUGCAGGAAGCCGCAGGUGUGUCUGCAGGUGGACAGCUCAGCCCUCCGGGAGCAGCAGGGGUGGAGCUCCGGUCUCAGCGACAUGGAGGCUCCUCCCAUCAAAAAGGAGGAGGAGGAGGAGGAGGAGGAGGAGGAGCUGUGGUCGUCACAACAGGAGGAGCAGAGCGACGUGAAGUUCGUGUUCUUCCAGAGCGGCGGUGCGAGGAGCGAGCCGCUCGACGGCCACACGACCUCCCCGCUCUCGAGGCUCCAGGACCCGGACGACUCGGAACCGGACCCCCUGCCGGGCACCUCUAUCCAGCAGACCAGCCCGGGAGAGGACGCUUUGGGUCUGGUUUCCGGCAACGGCCGGAAACCAGACUGCGAGGAGCUGGACGCGGCGCAGUCCGAGGUGGUGGACUCGUACAUCUGCACCAUCUGCGGCCACGCCUUCGCCCAGCGGGGCCACUGGGCCAAACAUGUGCAGGUGCACCGCAAGACGGACACCAAAGUGGACAAGUCGUACACCUGCGACAUCUGCGGCAAGAGGCUCACGCGGUUCGACGGCUACCAGAAGCACCUGAGGAUCCACACGGGGGAGAAGCCGUACACCUGCGGCGAGUGCGGCCGCCGGUUCAGCGACAACUCCAACUACAAGCGGCACAUUCGCACUCAUGUGGGACAGAAAACACAGCAGAGCUGAGGGACGGAGGACACGCCCUCCAGAGGUGGAGAGGAGUUUGGCUCCUCCUCUCUAACUCUGGAGGACACGCCCUCCAGAGGUGGAGAGGAGUUUGGCUCCUCCUCUCUAACUCUGGAGGACACGCCCUCCAGAGGUGGAGAGGAGUUUGGCUCCUCCUCUUUAUCUCUGGAGAGGAGUUUGGCUCCUCCUCUCUAACUCUGGUAGGCGUGUCCUCCAGAGUUAAAGAGGAGGAGCCAAACUCCUCUGGGUUGUUCUGCUCAGCUGCAACAUUUUACUGUCGCUACAUAAAUAAACUUUUGGGAUAUUUCUAAUUCGUCGAGGAAGAAGAGACAUAUUUAUAUAUUGUAUUUUUCUAUCUUUUUUUUAACAGGCGUUUAUACACUGGAGGAAAACAUAUCUCGACUGUCCACUAAAGAUCUUUUUACUUUCAUUCAUCUUAAAGGGAAACUCCGCCUCCUUAUAUGACCGUCCAAUCAGUGCAGGUGGUUAAUGUAGUCUACUGCUGCGGAUCUGUGAUGGCUGUGCCUACAUGUCCCAGGAUGCACUGCGCUCCUCAAAAGGACUUUUUUAUUUUAUUUUUUUUUAGUCAGAUACAAAAACCUCACAAAACGUCCACAGAGGAAAUAAUCCGGCAUCUACAGUGAAAACUAAGGAAACCCUAACUUGAGAUUUAAUUAAUGAGUAAUAUGUGAAAAUAUUCUGAAGGUCUCUGCAGAAUCUGUGCUCUGCAGCUCAGAUCUUGGCUCCUCCCCCUCGGGCAGAUAUAUCACUAUUUUGUUAAAUACUUUGAUAUGACAUCACUUUACGCCUUUGAAGUGAAUGUAUGUGUG